CAAGUCCGAAGAAACCCCAAGUCUGCAUGAUCUCGAGUGAUCCAAUAGAUCUCAACGCCACGGAGGCAACUCCACGCAAUAUGUCGACGCGAACACCUCACUGUGACAACAUGACCGGGCUGGCAUGGCACGAUCAUCACGGCAAGCGGCAGGCGAGCCUCUGGAAACCCUUCCGACCCGAUGGCCACACGGGCGUGCAUGCAGCAUCUCACUCGAUCGCUAUCAUCUUUGAAUCUCCGGUCUCGCAAUGAUCUCACUUAUAUGCAUCGUUCGAUAAUUUCUCUUGCAUGACGCGAAUCUGCCGUACGCGGCGGCCAAGCAUGAAUCUCGCGUGUAGAGUAUAAUACAUCAGGCAGGCCUCUCUUCCUUUAUCGGUUCCUCAUUCUCACAUACAGCUGAGUAUCGGCCAAGACAACAUGCUCCGGUCUCUCGUCACUCUUGCAGGUGUGGCUGCGGCCAUUCCUGCUCCACAGCUGCUGGACCUCAGCAUUGGCCUUGGACAGGAUCAGACUGCCAGCGGCUAUCCUGCCUCCUCCGCCGCGACUGCGACUGCAACUGCCCCAGCCGCAUCUGGAGAUGUCGUUGCUGACGAGCAAGACGGAAACGUCGAUGGCUACCUCAAUGCCGAUGCUCCAUACGUGAGCGAUGAAGUGACUCCAAUCACUGUCAUCCCAACAUCGUUCGGCCCAGACUCGCAAAUUCCUGCUGUUGAGACUGCUGUUCCAACAGAUGGUCCAUUGGCGGGUGGUCCUCAGCGAUCGCGCUGGGUGACUGGCACCACCACCCACGGUCCAUACGAAGGCGAGGCCACCACAACUGGAGCUGUCACCAACACCGUGCUCUCUCCAAGCGUCGGUACCCUCCCACCAAAUCCGACCGCAACCUACUACAACACGAACGGCCAACUGCAGGAGGCGCAGCCAGCUCCUUACGUUCCAGCUGGCGGUCUCGGCACCAACGGCACUCUACCACGCUACAUGGUCGAGAGCGACUUCGAUUACGAGUCGAUCAUGCUGGGCUUGUACCAGGAGUGGAUCGAGUUGGACACUUUCAACAACGCUGUUGCCACUUUCUCCGAGGAGGAUUGGGCCGCUGCUGGCCUUGGCCCAGAGGACAUCUCUAUGGUGCAGUUCAUGGCCCAGCAAGAGCAGGGACACGCGACUCUUCUUAGCAACAUGCUUGGAGAGACUGCCGCACCUCAAUGCACUUACAACUACCCUUACACCAACGUUCGCGAGUUUGUGGACUUCAACCAGCAGCUUACUCGCUGGGGUGAAUCCGGCGUUUGGGGCUUCAUCAACCACUUGGACUCGCGCGAGGUCGGCCAACUGCUUGCUCAAUCGAUCGCCACCGAGGCCCGCCAACAGAUGAUCUUCCGCCAAAUGAGCGGCCUGCACCCAAUGCCAGUCUGGUUCGAGACCGGUAUUCCACAAUCUUGGGCAUGGACCUUCCUGGCUCCAUACAUCAGCAGCUGCCCAGAGGGAACCACUCGUCUCGCAUGGCAAAACUUCCCAGCCCUUCACGUCGUGAACCAGGCCAACAUCAACCGUGUCUCACCAAACGACACCGCCGACUGGGAGCGCGUCGACAACCGCACCUCUAGCCCCGCCACUAUCCCAGCCCAAAAGGAUUCGUGCAUCCACGUCAACUCCACCGAGUUCCCAGGCUACGGCUGCGGCCCAGCAGUCGCCCAUAACCGCUCCGAGCCUCUCUCCUUCCCAGGCAAGCAGGUCCGCCUCUUGUGGGAUGCUCCAGGCCAGCCAGUGGGACCAAACAACAGCUACGUCACCGACACCACCGCCGGCGAACCUCAAUUCGUCGCCUGGGUCAACCAGCUGAACUUGACUUACACUCCUAUCACCGUCACUGGACCAAACGAGGGUUUCACUUACCAGCCAGCUGGCACCGUCUACGAGGGUGGUCAGGGUGUUGUCAACGACACUAUGUUCAUCGCUCUUACCGACAGCGACCUUUACCUUACGCCAUUCAACUUGUCGAUGAUUAACCCACAUGUCGUCGCUCUUGGUCUUUACCAGGCUGGUUAAGAGAGUUGUGCGAUUUUCUGCACAUUUUGUAUAGAUAUCCUGUACUUUUUGUACAUAUGAAGGCAUGAAUGAGAGGCUAGAUAUGAUCGGAAGCUGUAAUGAUGGAUAGAUGAGAUGGUGGAAGUGUAUAGCAUCUUUCAAUGAUGAAAAUCGAUGAUUGAAG
Molecule: messenger RNA, 2208 nt
Organism: Cercospora beticola
Lineage: Eukaryota; Fungi; Ascomycota; Dothideomycetes; Mycosphaerellales; Mycosphaerellaceae
Product: ferritin-like domain-containing protein
Source: RefSeq, a predicted model, not a curated record